This is a messenger RNA of Cuscuta campestris, 1775 nucleotides long. The record is from the annotation of a GenBank genome assembly. Lineage: Eukaryota; Viridiplantae; Streptophyta; Magnoliopsida; Solanales; Convolvulaceae.
CAUUGACCAUUGUGGUGAAAUCUUGAAUGGUUUCCCUCUUUCUCAUUUCUGUUACUCCUUUUUCAGUGAAAGAAUUCAUUUAUUACCCCUCAGAAGAAGAAGAAGAGAAAUAAUUUCUGGGUCGGUCUAUUUUCUAUCACAUUGAGAAAAAAAUCCAGUCUUGGCAUGCUGGGGUUUGAAGGUUUUAUCCCAGGGGAGUCUCCAAGAGUAGAAGUGACUACCUGUGGACAUGACUCAUGAGCGGUCCAAGAGUUUUCUGGAUGUACGAGAAAAGGAAGAAGAUAGUUUCAUCCAUAAUUUUGAUGCGUCGUAUGGUUUGAAGUUGGAUAUGGAGCACUCAGAUGAUUCCAUGAAGAGAAAGAAGAAACCACUGUCAUCUAACACCAUGGUCCAAAGUUCACUUAGGCAAGAUAUAAUGCAACUGGAGAAAAGACUGCAGAGCCAACUUGCUGUGCGGUGUGCUCUGGAGAAAGCAUUAGGGUAUAGGUCAACUUCUCAGAACACCACUGAUGAAAUCUCAAUUCCUAAGCCUGCCACAGAACUGAUUAGAGAAAUAGCUGUAUUAGAGUAUGAAGUGGGGAAUUUGGAAAAGUACCUCCUUUCAUUAUACCGGAAAGCAUUUGAUCCUCAGAGUUCAACCCCCUCCCCACCUCCCGAACAUGAUGACAAGCUAAAAUCCCCAGUAAGCACCCCAAGAAGGAGAAGGCUCGAUUUUUCAAAACCGGGUGAGAUAUUGAAGAGUGAAACCCCCACAAUUGAACAUAAAGAAAGCUAUGGCAUGGCAGAAGACAAGCUUUCAGAUUCUAGAGUUAAGCGGAGUCAUUCCUCCCUCUCUCAGCAUUCAGAUUUGUCAAGCAGAACUUCCCCUCCUCAAGAAAAAGCCAUGAGUACUUUUCAUUCUCAGCCCCUAUCUAUGAUGGAGGACACACGAAAUGCUUCUUCAAAUAUAAUCAGCUUGGCAGAUCAUCUAGGAACCCAUAUUUCUGAUCAUAUUCCAGUGUCACCAAACAGGUUGUCAGAGGAGAUGAUAAAGUGCAUGUGCACUAUAUACUGCAAGCUAGCUGAUCCAACAAGAACAACUCAGGAUCUUUCAUCUCCAACAUCAUCUUUCUCAUCAGUAACUGCAUUUUCUCCAAAAGACCAGCGCGAAAUAUGGAGUCUUGGAAUUAGACAUGGUUCGUCUUUUGAUGUCCGUUUGGAUAAUCCUUUCCACGUUGAAGGGUUGAAGGAGUUCAGUGGUCCUUACAGCUCAAUGGUAGAAAUACAAUGUAUCUACAGAGAUCAUCAGAAAGUCCGUGAUAUUGAGCCCUUUUUACAGAAUUUCAAGUUACUUAUAUCCCGAUUAGAAGAAAUGGAUCCUCGAAAGUUGACUCACGAGGAGAAACUUGCAUUCUGGAUUAACAUACACAAUGCAUUGGUGAUGCAUGCAUUUUUGGCAUACGGAGUUCCACAAAACAGCAUGAAGAGAUCAAUCCUUCUCUUGAAGGCGGCCUAUAAUGUUGGGGGCCACGUAGUUAGUGCCGAUGCUAUUCAGAAUUCUAUUCUCAAGUGCCGACCCCCUCGACCCGGGCAGUGGAUUCGCUUGCUACUCUUAUCGAGAGGCAAGUUUAAGGCCGGGGAUGAACGCCAGGAAUAUGUGAUCAAACAUCCAGAACCGCUCGUGCAUUUCGCAAUGUGAUCAACCAUUCCGAUCCUGUGGUCCGAGUAUACACGCCGAAAAGAAUAUAUCAAGAGUUGGAAACAGCAAAAGAAGAGUACAUCAGGGCCACAUUUGG